Sinocyclocheilus anshuiensis is the source of this 1613-nucleotide messenger RNA. Its product is annotated as MAP kinase-interacting serine/threonine-protein kinase 1-like. NCBI's taxonomy places the organism in Eukaryota, Metazoa, Chordata, Actinopteri, Cypriniformes, Cyprinidae. The transcript is spliced from 14 exons. The record is from RefSeq and is a predicted model, not a curated record. Bases 77 to 1372 code for a protein of 431 amino acids. Gene Ontology annotation, biological process: protein phosphorylation. Gene Ontology annotation, molecular function: ATP binding; protein kinase activity.
UGGCGCGUUUGGGGUGGUGCUGUUGUGUUUCUGUGUUGUUGUCCUCCUCCUCCUCACUGCUGCUGUUCAGCGCAGGAUGGCGGAGGCAGUCACGGCACAGCUAGACUCAUUCGGCCGCAAUUUCCAGAUCGCGGACCUUCAGGCGCUCCACUGCUCACGCCAGAUAACUAGUAGCGCUCUGGCAUCUGGCCAGGUGGAGAGCCGUGGUCCGAUCUCUCAUGCCCCCAACAGCCCCGCAGGAAUGGAGAGCAGUCAACCAAUCACCAUCACAGACCCGGUUACACGGCGGAAGAAGAAACGCAGAACUCGGGCCGCAGACAGUUUAACUGGCAAAUUUAGUGAUCUGUACAAGCUGACGGACGAGCUGCUGGGUCAGGGAGCUUAUGCUAAAGUCCAGGGCUGUGUGAGUUUACAGAAUGGCAAUGAGUAUGCUGUCAAGGUUUUAAAGAACAUUCUGGAGCUCAUUCAGUUUUUUGAAGAUGACUGCUGUUUCCAUCUGGUGUUUGAGAAGUUGCUUGGAGGUUCCAUUUUAACACACAUCCAGAGUCGAAAGUACUUUGAUGAGAGAGAGGCAAGUCAUGUAGUCAGGGAUAUAGCACAUGCACUGGACUUUCUGCACAACAAAGGAAUCGCUCACCGGGACCUUAAGCCUGAAAAUAUCCUGUGUGAAUAUACUGAUAAGGUUUCUCCUGUGAAAAUCUGUGAUUUUGAUCUCGGGAGUGGAGUAAAGCUAAACAGUGCCUGUACCCCAAUAACUACCCCUGAGCUCACCACACCGUGUGGCUCAGCUGAGUACAUGGCUCCUGAGGUGGUCGAGGUCUUUACGGACGAGGCUUCGUUCUAUGACAAGCGCUGUGACCUCUGGAGCCUCGGAGUGAUUCUCUACAUCCUGCUCAGCGGGAGUCCUCCCUUCACCGGCCACUGCGGCACCAACUGCGGCUGGGAACGAGGAGAGACAUGUCGUGCCUGCCAGAACAACCUGUUUGAGAGGAUUCAGGAGGGGAAGUAUGAAUUUAGGCAUGGAGUUUGGGCUCAGAUCUCAGCCGAUGCCAAAGAUCUGAUCUCGCGGCUGCUGGUGCGAGAUGCCACUCUACGGCUGGGUGCUGCCCAGGUCCUGAAGCAUCCCUGGGUGCAAGGGAAUGCCCCUGAGAGAGUUCUUCAAACUCCUCGUGUUCUACAAAGAAACUGCAGCACUAAAGACCUGACACAGUUCGCCGCUGAUGCUAUCGCGUUCAAUCGGCAGCUGUCUCAGAAGGAGGAAGAGCAGGAGGACUUUGGUGCCAUGGUCUGCUCCAUGAGGCUCUCCCCUCCAUCUAACUCUAGAUUAGCCCGUCGCCGAGCACAGUCUCAAGCACUACGCACCAAUACCUGACACCUGCCCACCCGACAGGUGCUCCGGUUAUACUCAUGCACACCAUAGUGCGUUAUAAGCCUUCAUACGCAUACAUUCUCUGGUGAACUGAAUGGGUUCUUGAGCAAACACACUCUAACCUUGGCUAACACACAUGUAUAUGCAUUACAGGCUUAGUGCUACCAACUUUUAGCACAGACUAGCCUUAUAUAUACAAACCAAAAACAUCCAGACGGGGGGGGGGGGUGAACAAAGGCUUUCU